CGGCCGCACAGCUGUCUUCUCAGCCGGGAGAGCCCGGCGCGGGAGGCGCGCGUGAGGUCCUGCUGUGCGCGCGCCCGCCGCUCGCUGGCCGCGCGGCCCCUCGGCCCUCUUCGCCCUCCGGGUCGUGGCACCCGUCCCUCCCCUCCUCUCCCGUCGCCGCCCGGGCCGGGACUGGGGAGACGGGCAGGGGCAGGGCGGGAGCCGCGGGACGAGCGCCUGAGGUGCCCUGGAGAAGCCAUGGAGUUGAGCAGCAAGAAGAAGCUACAUGCCCUUUCCCUGGCUGAGAAGAUCCAGGUGCUGGAACUCCUGGAUGAGUCCAAGAUGUCCCAGUCUGAGGUGGCCCGGCGCUUCCAGGUCUCCCAGCCCCAGAUCUCACGCAUCUGCAAGAAUAAGGAGAAGCUGCUGGCAGACUGGUGCAGCGGCACAGCCAACAGGGAGCGCAAGCGCAAGCGGGAGUCCAAGUACAGCAGCAUCGACGAGGCUCUGCUCUGCUGGUACCACAUUGCUCGGGCCAAGGCCUGGGAUGUGACGGGGCCCAUGCUGCUCCACAAAGCCAAGGAGCUGGCCGACAUCAUGGGCCAGGAUUUCGUGCCCAGCAUCGGCUGGCUGGUCCGCUGGAAACGCCGAAACAAUGUGGGCUUUGGGGCCCGCCAUGUGCUCACUCCUCCGUUUCCCCUCGAGCCACCUCCUUCACGCCUCACGUCCCAGACCCAGCUGCCUCUUUCCCUGAAAGACUUCUCCCCAGAGGAUGUUUUUGGCUAUGCUGAAGUGCCCUUGCUGUAUCGGGCAGUGCCCGGCACAGUGGGUACAGGUGAUCAAGUACAGGUGCUGCUGUGUGCCAACACCAGGGGCACAGAGAAGCGACGGGUACUGGUCAGUGGGCUCCAAGCUGCACCAAGGUGCUUCUUUGGGGUCAGCAGUGAGGCUCUGCCUGCCUCCUACCACCCUGACCUGGGCAUCCCCUGGUCAGAGUGGUUGGCACAGUUUGACCGGGACAUGGGGAGGCAGGGCCGACAGGUAGCCUUGCUGCUGGCUGCCCAAGUGGCGGGGAAGUUGGCAGGCCUGUCUGGGCUCUGCCACGUGAGGCUCCUGCCUCUUUCUACCGCUAGCACCACACGUUCCCUGCCCAACUCUGUGGUCCGGGCCUUUAAGGCCUAUUACCGGCACCGUCUGUUGGGCAAGCUGACAGCUGCCCAGAGCGAGAGGGCUGGCACAUCGCUGGCCGAGGCUGGGGCAGGCAUCACAGGGCUGGACACUCUGCACAUGGUGGCGGCUGCCUGGGCCAAGGUGCCUCCGCAGUCCAUUGUAAGCAGCUUCAUUCAGGAAGGCCUGGCUCCCAGCAAAAUGCCCCUGUCCCUGGACAAAGCCUCUGAGCUGCCACCCGCCCCCCGCGGCCUGAGCCUCGAGGAGUUCUCCCGCUUUGUGGACCUGGAGGGUGAGGAGCCCAUACCUGGAGUGUGCAAAGAGGAGGUGGCCACUAAAGAUGAGGGGCCUGGUGAGGACAGCUUGGAGCCCCCGCCCACCAAAGCCGACGCGCUCCGGGCCCUGGGCACGCUGAGGAGGUGGUUUGAGUGCCAUGGCACCUCCCCGGAGCUAUUUGCAAAGUUCUAUGCCUGUGAGGAGGAGGUUGAGCGGCUCUGCUGCCUGUAAAGGCCCUGCUGCCCCCCAGAGCCCCUUCCUCUCCUGUUUCCCAUGGAAACGCCCUCGCAGAAGGCAGAUUGGAGGCUGGUCUGUUUCCCAUGGAAAUGGAGCUUUUGCGAAAGGUGUGGAAGGAAGACAAGUGGAGAGACCAAGUCUAAGCUCUGAACAAGUUACCCAAGCCCAGAGAAGAGAGGUCCAGGGGGUGGGUGGCGUGAGGGGCGUGAAGAUAGGCUACGUAGUUUCUGAACCUCUAGGGAGGCUGGGACUAGGGAAGGUGGAAUCUGGGCUUUACAGACAGGCCGACGCCUUGAACUCUCUGUUAAAAACAGUUCUGCUUCUGAAAAUAAAGUUUUUAAUGAGAAAAGAGGCCAGGGUGUAAUUUUCAGGGGAGAAGGAUGGAAACUUACAACUCGGAUUUUUAUUUUAAUCCUCCCCUGAGGAUAUGUUUAUUGAUUUGAGAGAGAGUAACAUUGAUGUGAGAGAGGAACAUCGAUCAGUUGCCUUCUGUGCUCGCCCCGAUCGGGGAUCAAACUUGGAACCUAGGUAUGUGCGCUGAUGGGGAAUCGAACCCGAAACCUUUUGAUGUACGGACGGGACGAUGUUCCAACCAACUGAGCCACUUGGCCAGGGCUCAGCUCUGAUUUUUAACUUGACCGCUGAGGGUUGCCACCACACAGCUCUCUGGAGCUGUCUGCGGAUGACCAUAGGGGUCCUCUUCUCCCAGCAGGAGGGAACCCCUGGGCAGGGGGACUCUCACCCGCUAGCAGACAGAUCCCAAGAAUCGCUCCACACUUUCUGCUGCUCUGCUGACUUCACUCGCAGAUUGCGGGAGGGGAGGCGAUGUGAGGAGGAGGGAGGCAGGCUCGGGACUUCCUAGGGAUACAGAACGGAGCCAGAACUUGGAAUAGUCGUCGGUUCUUUUGCUUUUUCUGUCAUUCAUUUGAUCAUUUCACAACAUCCCUUCAGCAAGACCUGUGUGACGGAGGAGGUUGCAAAGAUGAUGUCCCUGCUGGGCAGGACCUUGCAGACAAUGACAGUGGAGUGUGAUUCUAUGCAAAGUGCUGUGGCCCUGUAGAGCCUGGGAGACUCCUGGAGGAGGUGAGUGCUGAGCUGUAGCUGGAAGGGCAGACAGGAAUGGGAAGGAUAUUCCAGGCCAAGGGGCGGGGCACGGAGUCAGGCAUUCCCACCAGAGCCACGGGGAGGCCCCGAGAGCAGGAGGGGCAAUUAGCCCACCAGGCUUAAUGGUGGGGCACCCCAAGGGUUUCCCUUAGAAAAGGACAGGUCGUUUGUGGGGUUCUAGAAAACAGACAUGGAAGGUGGGUCAGAGAUGUGAGACCCAGAGGCAGAGAGACUGACUGGUCCAGACGGUGAAGCCUGAGCCAGAUCAUGAGAGUAAGAUGGCAAGAGGAUGCUUUUACCUGGAAGGGAUGUGGGCUCUGAACACAGACAGACUCUGACUGGUGAGAA
Myotis daubentonii (Daubenton's bat) is the source of this 3108-nucleotide messenger RNA. RefSeq names its product tigger transposable element derived 3 (gene TIGD3). The record is from RefSeq and is a predicted model, not a curated record. Lineage: Eukaryota; Metazoa; Chordata; Mammalia; Chiroptera; Vespertilionidae. Gene Ontology annotation, molecular function: DNA binding. Gene Ontology annotation, cellular component: nucleus.